Habropoda laboriosa is the source of this 788-nucleotide messenger RNA. It is a transcript of the gene FRG1, whose product is annotated as protein FRG1 homolog. The coding region runs from base 12 to 788 and encodes 258 amino acids. Lineage: Eukaryota; Metazoa; Arthropoda; Insecta; Hymenoptera; Apidae. The record is from RefSeq and is a predicted model, not a curated record. The transcript is spliced from 5 exons. Gene Ontology annotation, molecular function: actin filament binding. Gene Ontology annotation, cellular component: nucleolus; catalytic step 2 spliceosome; striated muscle dense body.
GUACUGUGAAAAUGUCAGAAUACGAUAAAGUACGGACUAGUAAACUUGUAUUGAAAGGUGAAAAAAUAAGAUCAAAAAAGCGGAAAUCGAAGAAACAGGAAAAAGAACAUACUAUUACUUCUGAAGAUAAGGAUACUAUAACUCAUGGUGGUUGGUGGAAAGCUACACAAGUAUCAGAAGUCACAGGAACAGUGGCAAUUGAAUUUGGAAGUCAUAUAUACAUGAAAGCUUUAGAUAAUGGAUUAUUUACCUUAGGUGCACCUCACAAUGAAGGUGAAGGACCUUCUCCUGAAGAAAUUUUAACAGCUUUUCCAAUAAGUGAAUCUAAAAUUGCAUUAAAAUCUGGUUAUGGAAAAUACUUAGGUGUUGACAAAAAAGGUGUUGUUGUUGGUAGAAGUGACGCAGUAGGUAUGAUUGAACAGUGGGAACCAAUAUUUCAGGAUAAGAAGCUUGCUAUUUUAAAUAGCAACAAUUGCUUUAUAUCCGUUACACAUGAAGAUGAUAUUGUUUGCCAAAGUAGGACUGCUGGAUCUUCUGAGUUUUGUACUAUAAGAAGUAUAACUCAAAAAGCUCAUGAUCCAAAUAAAGAUAUUCCAAAAGAGGAACAAGGUUCCCUUCAUGAUGUUGAGGUGAAUUAUGUGAGGAAAUUCCAAAAGUUUCAGGAUAAAAAAUUGAGAGUAAGUAAAGAGGAUCGCAAUAAAUUAGAAGAAGCAAAACGAGAAGGAAAUUUACAUGAAGCUUUGUUAGAUAGAAGAAGUAAAAUGAAAGCAGAUCGGUAUUGUAAAUAA